This is a messenger RNA of Cavia porcellus (domestic guinea pig), 2878 nucleotides long. It is a transcript of the gene Ptpn5, whose product is annotated as protein tyrosine phosphatase non-receptor type 5. The record is from RefSeq and is a predicted model, not a curated record. Bases 229 to 1854 code for a protein of 541 amino acids. Lineage: Eukaryota; Metazoa; Chordata; Mammalia; Rodentia; Caviidae. The transcript is spliced from 14 exons. Gene Ontology annotation, biological process: peptidyl-tyrosine dephosphorylation; signal transduction. Gene Ontology annotation, cellular component: cytosol; cell junction; plasma membrane. Gene Ontology annotation, molecular function: protein kinase binding; protein tyrosine phosphatase activity.
GGACGCCCCCGCACACGCAGACGCACAGAGCUCGGCGCGGCCCCCGUCGCACACACGCGCGCGCAGACACAUACAGGGACACACGCAGACACACGCACCCUCGCGCGCGCUCAGCCUCCCGGCACCCUCCUGCCCACCGGCUCGCCCGCCCGCCGGCGCCUGGAGCCCGCUCUGGCCGGAGAGAGACAGAACCGAACUGCUGAUGACUGCACAGGAGGAGCCCUGGACAUGUGCUGCAGUGAGAGGCUGCCAGGUCUUCCCCAGCCGGUAGUGAUGGAGGCCCUGGACAAGGUUGAAGGGCUCCCCGACACGCAGAGAGAGAUGCCACCGCCCCCAGCGCCCUCGCCGCCCUCAGAGCCUGCUCAGAAACCGCCACCUCAAGGCGCUGGGAGCCACUCCCUCACCAUCAGGAGCAGCCUGUGCCUGUUCGCUGCCUUGCAGUUGCUGCUUGCCUGUGGGGUGCUCUGGUUCAGCGGCUAUGGCCACAUUUGGUUGCAGAAUGCCACAGACCUCCUCUGCACCUCGCUUACACUCCUGACACAGCUGGGACCCACGGCCUGGCUGGGCUCCGGGACCUGGGGCUUCCCCAGUCUGUUGCUGGUCUCCCUGUCUGUGGGCCUGGUCCUCGUUACCACCUUGGUGUGGCACAUCCUGAAGGCCCCCCCAGAGGCACCGACCCCACUGCCUCCGGAGGACAGGCGCCAGUCUGUGAGCCGCCAGCCUUCCUUCACCUACUCGGAGUGGAUGGAGGACAAGGUGGAGGAUGACUUCCUGGACCUGGACCCCGUGCCUGAGACACCCGUAUUUGACUGCACAAUGGACAUCAAGCCUGAGGCCGACCCCGCCUCGCUGACCGUCAAGUCCAUGGGUCUGCAGGAGAGGCGGGGCUCCAAUGUCUCCCUGACCCUGGACAUGUGCACCCCUGGCUGCAAUGAGGAGGGCUUUGGCUAUCUGGUAUCCCCUCGUGAGGAGCUGGCCCACGAGUACCUGCUCAGUGCCUCCCGGGUUCUGCGAGCUGAAGAACUGCACGAAAAGGCCCUGGAUCCUUUCCUGCUACAAGCCGAGUUCUUUGAAAUUCCCAUGAACUUCGUGGAUCCAAAAGAGUACGACAUCCCCGGGCUGGUGCGGAAGAACAGAUACAAAACCAUCCUUCCCAAUCCCCACAGCAGAGUGUGUCUGACCUCGCCAGACCCUGAAGACCCUCUGAGUAGCUACAUCAAUGCCAACUAUAUCCGGGGCUACCGUGGGGAGGAGAAGGUGUACAUCGCCACGCAGGGGCCCAUCGUCAGCACGGUGGCCGACUUCUGGCGCAUGGUGUGGCAGGAGCACGCGCCCAUCAUCGUCAUGAUCACCAACAUCGAGGAGAUGAACGAGAAGUGUACCGAGUACUGGCCAGAGGAGCAGGUGGUGUAUGACGGCAUGGAGAUCACCAUUCGGAAGGUCAUUCACACUGAGGAUUACCGGCUGCGGCUCAUCUCCCUCCGGAGCGGAACUGAAGAACGAGGCCUGAAGCACUACUGGUUCACAUCCUGGCCUGACCAGAAGACCCCAGACCGGGCACCCCCACUCCUCCAUCUGGUGCAGGAGGUGGAGGAGGCGGCGCAGCAGGAGGGGCCCCACUGUGCCCCCAUCAUCGUGCACUGCAGUGCGGGGAUCGGGAGGACUGGCUGCUUCAUUGCCACCAGCAUCUGCUGCCAGCAGCUGCGGCACGAGGGUGUAGUGGACAUCCUGAAGACCACGUGCCAGCUCCGACAGGACAGGGGUGGCAUGAUCCAGACAUGUGAGCAGUACCAGUUUGUGCACCACGUCAUGAGCCUCUAUGAGAAGCAGCUGUCCCGCCAGUCCCCAGAGUGACCAUGCGCCUCCUCCCAGGUCCUCGGGGCCCUGCCCAACAGCCAGGGACCUUGCCGUGGGACCUGGGCUGCUCCUACCCAGCCCCUCUCUCCUCCCCUCAGUGUGUUCCUUCCUCCCUUGAGCAGCCUGGCCUGGCCCCACCCCUGGCAGAGCUCUUCCUACUGUACAUACGGCGAGUGAGGGAGGACAGGGAGGAACUCGCCAGGCCAGGCCUGGGGCCCCGGGGCCUGACCCAUACCGUGCAGCCAGGGGACCCCAGUUUUAACGAUGGUUCCAUUGCUACUUGAUCCAAAAUAUUCCUGUGCUGCACUCUUGAGUGUCCUGCCACAGCGUGUUCUGUCUGUCCAUCCAUCUCUGCUGUCUGUACCGGACACUGUGUCUCCUCAGCCCAGGAAAGGGGUCUGAGCUCCAGCCCCUCGGCACCCAGGCAGAGGUGCCUGCCUUGGCUCCCCCCACCCUACUUCCCCCAACAAGCAGGCUGCACUGCAAUGAGACACAGGAUGUAGAGGGUGGGACUGCAGAGGACCUGGAGGCCAGGCAUGGGGAGCUCCCAACUGGGAACAGUCUCUGGGUUGGGGUGGGCAUCACAGACCAGGUGCCUUGGGGUGUCAGGUGCCUGGGGGUGGCAGGGAUCAGCCUGUGAGGCCUGGGACAGGAAGGGGUCAGGUGGGGGUGGAGCCCCAAGGCUUGGGCCCUGGAAAGGGUGAGAGGGGAGCUUUGAGAGUGAGAGUGGGGCGGGGACUCCACCCCCUCCAUCUGUGUGACACAUCUUCCUGCCUCAAGGUGGGGAAGCUGCCCCAAGAGUGUCGCUUCAUGUCGCUCUGCGUGUGUUCCCGUGUCCAUGCGUGUGUUGAGAGCCCUUCAGCAGGGCGUGCAUGACUCUUUGGCAACAUGUGUUAUCUUGGAGCCACGUGUUUUUAUUGCUGACUUUAAAUAUUUACUCCAUGACAAAGACAUUUGGUGUCUUUUUAUAAUUCGCCCGUGGUCACUGAAUAGAGCAAUAAACAGAGCAUUUUGAGCAAAA